Molecule: messenger RNA, 4329 nt
Organism: Magallana angulata
Lineage: Eukaryota; Metazoa; Mollusca; Bivalvia; Ostreida; Ostreidae
Exons: 6
Coding region: 761-3427 (888 amino acids)
Biological process (GO): proteasome-mediated ubiquitin-dependent protein catabolic process; protein polyubiquitination; negative regulation of translation
Molecular function (GO): ubiquitin protein ligase activity; translation repressor activity; zinc ion binding
Source: RefSeq, a predicted model, not a curated record
UAAUUGCAGAUGCUUGAAAAAUUUAACACUCUUUGUUUAGGUGAUGCCAUAUGGUGGGUAUUUCAUUUUGUAUAAAUCGGGCAUUAAUUUCCUGUUAAAUGAUAACUUUAAAUUUCAUACUAGUAAAUUUUUCGAAAGAAUUCUCUCAAAUUGGAUAUUUUAACACACUCUUUAUUUAGGUUUGUCAUAUAAUGGAACUCAUUUUUACACAAAUGCAAUAUCAAUUCCUUGUCAAUUUAACUGUUGACUUUGCUUAUUUUGAAUUAUUCUCACCAGAACUGUUAUAUCACUAGUGAGCGUUGAUUCACAGAUAUCUUGUUCACUUUGGAAAUUGUCUGUACUAUUAAUUGUAAUUAUGAUAUAUAUUGACAUUAAUCUGUAAUUCAUAGUAAUUAUGGUUUAGAAUGUCAAGAGAGUUGCUAAAAUCAUAAAAAGAAAGUAACAAAUCAAAUGAAUUUUGUUUUAUUUACUCAUAGACAAUGUGAUAUGUAGAUAAUUUCUUAAGGAGCAUCCGUCACUUCACCCUAGUCGAGAUGGAAUAAAAUCCAACAUAUUGUCCAUAUUGGUCUGGAUAUUUGUCUCUAAUGGUCCAAACGCAGCAGCUUGGUAUGAUUCGCCUCACACCUACACCAAGGCGUCCAUGAUGCCACAGGAUGAAUUGACGGGUUUAAGCGUAUGAUACACGGAGAUACAGUGGAUGAAGUCAAGAAAAACAAAAUACAUAUGUGGUUGUGAUUUUGAGACCUAGUCCCUCCACACAAUGGAAACAGCAAGCAUUCCAUGUAAAGUAAAUCAAUGUUCUAAGUGUCCGGGGGACACAGAGUACUAUUGUGUAUCGUGUCCAUGUGAUCUGUGUCCCCAGUGUAAAGAGAACCAUGUAAAAGAUCUCCAAACAAUAGACCAUGAUGUUGUGUCACACCGUGAUAAAAUCAACUACAUCCCAACACAAGAGAUCUGUGUGAGACAUCCUAGCCAUGUUUAUAGAAAGUACUGUGAACCUUGUCAAGUUCCUGUCUGUUACCAUUGCACACAACAUAGAAAUCACCAACAAUUAGUUAUUACAACAUCCUAUAACACUAAGCGACAACAACACAGAGGAACCAUUCAUACCAUCAGAAGUGAGGCUCUCUUUUACAGACCUGUUCUCCUGCCACGAAUCAAAACUGAUUUCAAAACCUGUCACACAGAAUUUUCCCUCUAUCAAUCAGAGAUGUUAACAAAGGCCCAGACACUGAAUUAUCUCAUUGACUAUAUACAAAACGAUUUCAUGUGUAAUGUGUUUUGUUACUUUGAUUUCAAACACAGAUGUUUAAAACAGAAGAAAGAAAUGAUCAGACAUAUUGUCAGCCUACAGAGAUAUGAACACAUAUAUGAACAGAGGAGAGUAAUCAGACCGCUACAAUUCCUCUCCUCCAUAAAGACAGCCCUCCCCCAGAUACAUCCUUCACUCCACACCAGCCAGCUCUCCAUGACUGAGUCACUCAACGAGGAGGAUGUGAUGGAGUCACUGAGUGCAAUCCAAAUCAGAGAGAGAGGAAACCGACGCAUAGGAAACCAGUGUCUGCUGAAACUGACAUCUGUUCCUGAGUUCCAUCAAUCUCUUACAGUGACAGGUGUCAGUCGUUGUUUACACAUUUCCUGUGUGACAUCAGACCGGGUCUGGGUCAGUGAUGAUAGAAACAAUCUCAUCUUGACAGACACAACAGGUGUCACUCUACAUUGUGUAGAGGAUUUAUGUAGUGAUUUAUAUGGUACAGGAUUACACACAGUGAACAGUGAUAGUGAACUAAUUUAUAUAGAUAGGAAUUAUAACAUCAAAAAACUGUCAAAGGAUAUGAAAACAACCACCACAUUUAUAGAGAGAACAGACUGUACAUGGGAACCACGGUGUGUGUACUGGUCCCCAACCACUGGGGACCUACUGGUUGGGAUGCGUUAUUUAUAUAUACAUACAGUGACAGGCAAGGUAACCCGGUACAACCAGAGUGGACAACUGACACAAACCAUACUGUAUGACAACACAGGACAGGUACUGUAUAGUAAACCUAUCUAUAUAACAGAGAACAACAAUGGGGAUGUCGUGGUGUCUGAUCAUUGGUGUUUAGUGGUGACAGAGCGUGGAGGAAGAUAUCAUAUCUACUACCAAGGACCUCCAUUAGGAUCAAGACUAGAUCAUGGUGGAAUUUGUACUGACGCGCUGUCAAACAUCCUGGUGUGUGAUCGUAGAACCGAAACAGUACAGAUGUUGGACAAGGAUGGUCAGUUCCUGUCAUAUCUACUGACAGAAUCACAAGAGAUGGGCAGACCAUGGAGCCUGAGUUAUGAUGUCAACACUCACCGUCUCUGGGUUGGAUCACGGGACAACAACAAGGUGUGUGUCUACAGGUAUAUCACCAGACAGGACGCUCUGACAGAUCAAAGUCGUGUGAUGGAGUCUCUGAGUGAAAUCCCAACCCCAGGGAUCGAAAAACCACAGAAAGGAAACCAGUGUCUGCUGAAACUGAUGUCUCCCCCCGAGUUACUUCACUCUCACACAGUGACAGAUGUUGAUCGUUGUUAUCACAUUUCCUGUGUGACAUCAGACCGGGUCUGGGUCAGUGAUAAUGGAAACAUUCUCAUCUUGACAGACACAACAGGUGUCACUCUACAUUGUGUGAAGGAUUCAUGCAGUGAUGAUUCACGUAGUCGUUUAUAUAGUGAUGGAGGAUUACACACAGUGAACGGUGAGAGUGAACUCAGUCUGAUUUAUAUAGAUAGGAAUUAUAACAUCAACAAACUGUCAAAGGAUAUGAAAACAACCACCACAUUUAUAGAAAGAACAGACUCUACAUGGAGACCACAGUGUGUGUACUGGUCCCCGUCCACUAGGGAUCUACUGGUCGGGAUGCGUUAUAAACAAAUAUCCACAGGCAAGGUAACCCGGUACAACCAGAGUGGACAACUGACACAAACCAUGCAGCAUGACAACACAGGACGGCAACUGUAUAGAUAUCCUAACUAUAUAACAGAGAACAAUAAUGGGGAUGUCGUGGUGUCUGACUUAAUCAGCGCUGUAGUGGUGACAGAGCGUGGAGGAAGACAUCGUUUCUCCUACACAGGACGUCCAUCAGGAUCAGGACUAAGGCCACGUGGAAUCUGUACUGACGCUCUGUCACACAUCUUGGUGUGUGAUGGUGAAACCAAAUCAGUACAGAUGUUGGACAAGGACGGUCAGUUCCUGUCACAUCUACUGACAAAAUCACAGGAGAUGCAUGAACCAUGGAGCCUGAGUUAUGAUGUCAACACUCACCGUCUCUGGGUCGGAUCAAACAACAAGGUGUGUGUCUACAGGUAUAUCACCAGACAGGAUGAUCUGACAGAUGAACACAGACCCCGUCCUGAUGGGGAGGCCAUGUUUAGCUCAACAUCAGCCGUAGAAUGGAGAUAGCUGGGAUAUUGACAGAUAUGAAGAAUGUUAUUGAAUUCAUACAAACAUUGUGGAUUCCUGACCAUGAUUUUCCAUUUACAGUAUAUCCAACAGAGUUUAUGGUGGAAUCGGACAAAAUAUUUCCUGAAGAGACAGAUACCAGUAUCUUAUUGAGUGAUGUAACGGACCGUGUGUUUAUAGCUCUACACAGACUUACUGAGUGAUGUAAUGGGCCGUGUGUUUAUAGCUCUACACAGACUUAUUCAGUGAUGUAACGGACCGUGUGUUUAUAGCUCUACACAGACUUAUUCAGUGAUGUAACGGACCGUGUGUUUAUAGCUCUACACUGACUUAUUCAGUGAUGUAACGGACCGUGUGUUUAUACACUGUAGCUCUACACGGACUUACUGAGUGAUGUAAUGGGCCGUGUGUCUAUAGCUCUACACAGACUUAAUGAGUGAUGUAAUGGGCCGUGUGUUUAUAGCUCUACACAGACUUACUGAGUGAUGUAACGGACUGUGUGUUUAUAGCUCUACACAGACUUACUGAGUAAUGUAACGGACCUUGUGUUUAUAGCUCUACACAGACUUAUUCAGUGAUGUAUUGGGCCGUGUGUUUAUACCUCUACACAGACUUACUGAGUGAUGUAACGGACCGUGUGUUUAUAGCUCUACACAGACUUAUUCAGUGAUGUAACAGACUGUGUGUUUAUAGCUCUACACAGACUUAUUCAGUGAUGUAAUGGACCGUGUGUUUAUAGCUCUACACAGACUUACUGAGUGAUGUAACGGACCGUGUGUUUAUAGCUUUACACAGACUUAUUGAGUGAUGUAAUGGACCAUGUGUUUAUAGCUCUACACAAACUUAUUCAGUGAUGUAAUGGACCAUGUGUUUAUAGCUCUACACAAACUUAUUCAGUGAUG